Molecule: messenger RNA, 1146 nt
Organism: Macadamia integrifolia
Lineage: Eukaryota; Viridiplantae; Streptophyta; Magnoliopsida; Proteales; Proteaceae
Product: DNA polymerase zeta catalytic subunit-like
Exons: 6
Coding region: 41-1099 (352 amino acids)
Biological process (GO): double-strand break repair via homologous recombination; error-prone translesion synthesis
Cellular component (GO): zeta DNA polymerase complex; nucleus
Molecular function (GO): DNA-directed DNA polymerase activity
Source: RefSeq, a predicted model, not a curated record
ACUUUAUCUUGAUGCCAUUUAUCAUGUCAAGAAAAUUAUCAUGGAAAGCCUUUACAGAAAUCAAAGAUAUUAUCCACAUGAAGUUGGCCGUGUUGCUAAUCUCCUCCUGGGAGGUGCUGUUUUAGAUAAAAGUUUCCAGCCCCACGAAUCACAUAUUCCUUAUCUUCUCCAGUUUUUGGUUGACUAUAACCUCUAUGGCAUGGGUCAGUUACAUUUAUCAAUGGUGAAGUUUCGCCAUCCAUUUCCUGAUGAGUUCAUUCCAAGGGCAGCUCAUUUUAAUGUGCAACACCGACAGGAAUCACAAAAGCCAUGUGCUUCUAUGCAUCUUCAGGCAGAUUCAAGUGGUGAUGCAUGUCUUGGUGCAUCAGUUUGGAUAUCUUCCACUAUUCCAAGUGGUUGGACAUGGCCAUAUUCCAUUGAGGUUGAUGCUUGGGAAGAUAAAGACAUGAACUGCAUUAAACGCCAAAGUUCCUGUGAGCUUGAGGGAGAUGCUACUAUCGAUGAGAUUCUAAACCAACAAUUUAAAGUGUAUUCAUCUCUUUCUCAGACUCGUUCAGAGGUUAAAAUGGUUCAGUCACUUAUACCUAUCUGGGAGGAGGAGUUUGAAAGAACAGGGAUGUGUCAAACCUCAAUGUCUCCUGAUCCAAGCAAACCACUUCCUGAAAAUGUUUUGAGAACUCUUUCGCAUGGGCUUGAAUUUGAAAACACUCUCCUAGAUCUUUGUGAGAAAGCAGAGAAUUUAGGACAAGAUAUUCUGUUGGAGGAGAGUGAAAAGUUUGUGCAGUCUAUUAAAUCCUUGGCAGAGGUGGGGAACGCAGUUGAAUCUCUGGAUCAGACAAGUCCCAAUAAUUCCAAGAAAGAAUCUUCAAAGUGUGAAAAGGAUGGAGAUACAACUGUAGGCCUGGCUCAGAUAUCACAAGGAUCUACCAGCAAAUAUGACAAUGAUGGCAUGCCUUCCUCGGAGGGGGAUGCAGGACCUGACGUAUUUCCAGUCAAUCAGAAAGCAUUGGCAUCUGAAAUGGCUGAAGUGUUAGAUGCGAAGGUAAUCUUUUGCUUUGUUUUUUCUGCCUUCCUGCUUGUCACUGCUUUAUUUCUUUGAGCAUGUUCUCAUUAUUGUUUGACUUUUAGUAGUUAUUUAAUCCAUGU